AUGAGGGGGGUAGGUGGUUGGGGGGUGGGGUUGGGUUUGGGGUUUUGGGGGGUGGUGUUGUGUUUGGGGGGGGGUGGGGGGGGGGGGUGUUUUGGGGGUGGGGGGGGGGGGGGUGGUGGGGUGGGGGGUGGGGGGGGGGGAUGUAAGGGGAUUUUUGUUGGUGGUUUUUGGGUGGGUUGGGUGGUUGAGGGGGUUUUUUGGGGGGGGUUUGGUGUUUUGAUGUUGGUGUGUUUGGAUGUUGUAUGUUGGGUUUGGGGGGGGUGGUGGUUUGUGUGGUGUUUUAUUUGUGGGGUGGGGUGUUGUUGUUUGUGGGGGUUUUGGUGGGUGGGUGUGGUGUGGGGGUGGGGGUGUGGGGGUGAAGGUUUGUGGGUUUGUUUGGUUGGGUGGUGGUGGGUGGUUGUUUGUUUUGGUUGGGGGUGUGGUGGUGUUGGGUGGGGGGUGGUGGGGUUUUUUGGUUGUGGUGUUGGUUUGGAUUAUUUUUUAUGGGGUAUGUGUUUGGGGGGGGGGUUGUUUUGGGUUUGUGGGGAGGGUUUGGUGGUGGUUUGGGUGUUGGGGUUGUGUUUUUGUGGGGGGGGGUGGGGGUUGUUGGGUUGGGGUUGGGGGUUUUGUGGGGGGGUUUUGGGGGUUGUUGUGGGGGGUUGGGGGUGUUUUUGGGGGUUGGUUGGUGUGGGGGGUAGGUUUUUUUUUGGGUUGGGUUUGGUGGGGUUGGAGGGGGGUGGUGUUUGGGAUGGGGUGGUUGGGGGGGGGUGGUAUUUGGGGGGGGGUUUGUGUUUUGUGGGUUGGGGGUUAGUUGGGGGUUUUUUGAAUUUAUGGGGUGGUGGUGUAUGGUGUAUGGGGGGUGGUUAUGGGAGUUUUUUAUGGGGGUUUGGUGAAUGGAAUUAUGUGGAUGAUAUGGGAUGUGUUAUGGGUUUGGGUUGGUAG
Molecule: messenger RNA, 921 nt
Organism: Knipowitschia caucasica
Lineage: Eukaryota; Metazoa; Chordata; Actinopteri; Gobiiformes; Gobiidae
Source: the annotation of a GenBank genome assembly